Molecule: messenger RNA, 1869 nt
Organism: Astyanax mexicanus (Mexican tetra)
Lineage: Eukaryota; Metazoa; Chordata; Actinopteri; Characiformes; Acestrorhamphidae
Gene: cct5
Product: chaperonin containing TCP1, subunit 5 (epsilon)
Exons: 11
Coding region: 119-1744 (541 amino acids)
Biological process (GO): protein folding
Cellular component (GO): chaperonin-containing T-complex
Molecular function (GO): ATP binding; ATP-dependent protein folding chaperone; ATP hydrolysis activity
Source: RefSeq, a predicted model, not a curated record
CCACGCCGCCCUGAGAUCCUUCCAGAAGUGGCCGGCAGGACCACGCAACUCUCGGUCUGAAAUAUUCACCAGAUUAAGAUUAACCCAGAGAGCUGAGUGAGUUCAUCUGCUGGGAAAGAUGUCUACGCUAGGGACCCUCGCCUUCGACGAGUAUGGAAGGCCGUUCAUUAUCAUUAAAGACCAGGAUAAGAAGUUCCGGCUGACGGGCCUGGAUGCUCUGAAGUCACACAUCAUGGCAGCAAAGGCAGUGGCCAACACCCUCAAGACUUCACUGGGUCCAAAUGGACUUGAUAAGAUGAUGGUGGAUAAAGAUGGUGAAGUGACAGUCACCAAUGACGGAGCAACAAUCCUCAGCAUGAUGGAUGUGGAUCAUCAAAUUGCCAAACUCAUGGUGGAGCUCUCCAAGUCUCAAGAUGAUGAAAUUGGAGAUGGCACCACUGGAGUAGUUGUUCUUGCUGGAGCUCUCUUGGAGCAGGCAGAGCAGCUGCUGGACAGAGGCAUUCACCCAAUCCGGAUUGCUGAUGGAUAUGACCAGGCUGCCCGUAUAGCCAUUGAACAUCUGGACAAGAUUGGCGACAGUUUCCCAGUGGACCCCAGCAACACAGAGCCACUUAUUCAGACGGCCAUGACAACACUUGGUUCUAAAGUCAUUAACCGAUGCCACAGACAGAUGGCAGAGAUCGCAGUGAAUGCCAUUUUAACUGUGGCCGACAUGGAGAGAAAGGAUGUUGACUUUGAGCUCAUAAAGAUGGAAGGCAAAGUUGGAGGAAAACUGGAGGACACUCAGCUUAUCAAAGGUGUAAUCGUGGACAAGGAGUUCAGCCAUCCUCAAAUGCCCAAGGUGUUAAAGGACACAAAAAUCGCCAUUCUCACCUGCCCGUUCGAGCCACCCAAGCCUAAAACCAAGCACAAGCUUGACAUCACCUCUGUGGAAGACUAUAAGGCUCUGCAGAAGUACGAGAAGGAGAAGUUCCAGGAAAUGAUUCAGCAAGUGAAGGAGAACGGUGCCAACCUCGCCAUUUGCCAGUGGGGUUUUGAUGAUGAAGCAAAUCACUUACUGCUGCAGAAUGAACUCCCUGCUGUCCGCUGGGUUGGUGGACCUGAGAUUGAGCUCAUUGCCAUCGCCACUGGAGGGCGCAUUGUACCCAGAUUCUGUGAGUUGACGCCAGAGAAGCUGGGCGCUGCUGGCCUAGUAAGAGAACUCUGCUUUGGUACUACUAAAGACCGUAUGCUCAUCAUUGAGGAGUGCAAAAACUCCAGAGCUGUUACCAUCUUCAUCCGUGGUGGAAACAAAAUGAUCAUCGAAGAGGCUAAGAGAGCACUCCAUGAUGCCCUGUGUGUUAUUCGUAACCUGGUUAGGGAUAACAGAAUCGUUUAUGGUGGUGGUGCUUCCGAAAUAUCCUGUGCUCUUGCUGUGAAUGAGGCAGCAGAUAAGUGCCCGUCUUUGGAGCAGUACGCCAUGAGAGCUUUUGCUGAUGCUCUAGAGGUCAUUCCAAUGGCACUCGCCGAAAACAGUGGCCUGAACCCCAUUCAGACGAUGACUGAAGUCAGAGCCCGGCAGGUGAAGGAAAGCAACUCUGCACUUGGAAUCGACUGCCUGCGUCUGUCUACAAAUGAUAUGAAGCAGCAGCAUGUGAUUGAGACGCUCAUCGGGAAGAAACAGCAGAUUUCUCUGGCAACCCAAGUGGUGAAGAUGAUCCUGAAGAUAGAUGACAUCAGAAACCCUGGAGAAUCUGAAGAUUAGUCUGUGUUCUGUCUCUUUCAAUGGAGAUAGUGUUGUCAACUUUCUGGUCGUUAUUUAUCGUUUGAUACGCGCUUCUCAACCACUGUUCAGAGCAGAAAUGGUCAUUAAAAUCUGUUAGAAAUGAA